This is a messenger RNA of Aspergillus pseudoviridinutans, 1731 nucleotides long. RefSeq names its product Zn(II)2Cys6 transcription factor. Bases 1 to 1731 code for a protein of 576 amino acids. Gene Ontology annotation, cellular component: nucleus. The transcript has a single exon. NCBI's taxonomy places the organism in Eukaryota, Fungi, Ascomycota, Eurotiomycetes, Eurotiales, Aspergillaceae. Gene Ontology annotation, molecular function: DNA-binding transcription factor activity, RNA polymerase II-specific; zinc ion binding; transcription cis-regulatory region binding. Gene Ontology annotation, biological process: positive regulation of transcription by RNA polymerase II. The record is from RefSeq and is a predicted model, not a curated record.
AUGCCACGUAAAAAGGCUGCAGACCGUGUGGGUCCGGUCAAGACCCGAACCCGCAGCGGUUGCAAGGAGUGCCGCGCGAGUCGCGUCCGCUGCGACACUCAGAAACCGGUUUGCUCCCGAUGCCGGGACAAGGGCCUUGUAUGCUCCACGGAGCUGGUACUUAAAUGGGAAUCGGAGUUUUUGAGCCGGGGCCUGGCGUUUGGUCGAGCGGGUGUCUGGAGUAAGUCCCGCACCCCUGGCACAGAGUCUCGGGGGACGGCGACAGCGUCGUUGUCGGUUGAGGAGAACGAGUGGUGCGAGUAUCCUGCUGUUGAAAACUGGGGGUUUGUGAACAGUGGUGUUUCGACCUUUGAGAACCCCCGCCAGGUGAAUGUUGCCUGUGAUGAGUUAAAUGGUAUUCUGGUCCGUGCGAAGGACAGGGAAUUGGUGUAUGGGGGUGUCGGGUCGCCUUCGUCGGUGGUGGUUGCUGACGACGGCUGGUUUGUGCGAGAGGCGUCGAGCCCGCCAGCUUCGCUGUCGCUGUUUCCGAAUAUUCCAGAGUCAAGCCAGACACACUUGUUUGAUUAUUAUCUGCAGCAAGUGUGUCCGCGGACGACGGCCAGUUCGAAACUUGCCUCACCUUUUGCCUCCGUCAUUCUCCCGUUCUGCUUGUCUGCGUCGCCGACCCUGUUCAAAGCUAUUCAAGCGCUGGGAGCAUGCCAUUGGUCGCGCUUCGAUCCGUCUUACAGCGUUGUCGGCCUUCGUUUGAAGUCUGAAGCUUUGCGAGGUCUCCGCCACAGACUCGCUACCGAGGGGUCGUUGACAUGUUCGGGUGACCCUGAAGUCUUGGUUAUUAUGAUGAUGCUCUGUCUAUACGAGAUUGUGGACAAUUGUGACCAGCGGUGGACGAUACACUUGAAAGGCGCAAAGGAGCUGAUUCGCGCCAGGAGACAAGAACAGGGGGCACUGGCAAGGUCUCGGAAAUCUCAAGAUCCUGUCUCUGCUUUUGCUGAGCUCUUCUUCGCUUUCCAGGAUGUUAUGGGCCGGACUGCCUGCGGUGAGGAGGUUCUUUUCGGGACAGAUUACUGGGAAGAGAGCGAGCAGAAAAUCGACUUGUGGAUGGGAUGCAGCCCGGAACUUGUGUCAAUCUUAUCAUCCAUCACCGAGCUUAGCCGGACGAGACGGCAGCUUACGUCCGAUUCCGCUCGGGCUGCGUUUGCCCUUCGUGCAGCGUCCCUAGGGCGUAGACUGGAGACUCUCGUACAAGAAAUUGAUGACGACGAAGACGAAAUGCUCAAGUCAGCCGCGGAGCUCAAACGAUUGGCUGCAGUGCUCUAUCUUCAUUGUGCAUUGUACGGCUCUUCUCCAUCCACCCCUUUGGUCAUUGGUUACGUGAAACGGAUUCUACGACUGGUCUCGGAAUUACUCGAUUCCCGAUCCCUGGUGAGCAUGACAUGGCCUGUCUUUGUGGCCGCCGUGGAAUUGGACCCAGUUCGCGACGAACUAUGGUCUGAUCCUACGACUAAGACUGUGGUAUAUGGACGGUCGCUAGUUUUACGAGCACUGGCAGCGAUGGCUGAAUCAAGCGUUUCGAAUGUCGCUCGCACAAGGGCUGUCAUUGUCAAGGUCUGGCAAGCUCGGGAUAGUGACAUGCUGAAAGGCUCGCCUGUGGACGCAGCAAAUGAUCACACAAGCUGCAAUGAUUGGGAGUGGUAUGUUGCCCCCGUCAGUACUGCCAUGAGUCUGGCGUGA